AGCGCUUUGCCGAGCUCCCAGAAAACCUGUUGCGGUCAUCGCCCAAUUUUUACAGAGAGAGAGAGAGAGAGAGAGAAGAGCUACUAUGCCGAAGAGAACGACACACACGUACUCGAGCGAGGAUGCAGCACCGGACGGCCCCGACUCCGAUCUCUUCGUCUACUACUGCAAGCACUGUGGAUCUCACGUCCUUAUUACUGAUACCCAAUUGCAGAAAAUGCCCAAAAGGAAAACUGACAGAGCGUAUGUGUUGGACAAGAAGAAGCAUCUUGCAAGGCUAAAUAUUGAUGAGGGAGGGAAAGUUCUCUUGAAACGUGUUUCUAUAGAAGGUUGUAGUUUCACUGUAGAGAGUUUAGCUCCCAUUGCUGAGGCACUUGCAACUCCUUCAGCUGUUGACCCCAAGCCAAACUUGUACCUGUGGGAUAUAGUAUGAAGAAACUGCAGAUUAUGCUAUAACCAUUGUUGAUAACUUGGCAUCUCUUAACAAUCUGAUUGAGGACUAUCUCGCUGCUGAACUCGCAAAACAAGUACGUCCAGAGCUAGCUGUGAUAUUACUGCCUCAAUAAAAUAUCGUGAUCCAGUCAUUGGACAAUUAGAGAGCAGGUCUAGUUUGUAUCAGAGAACACAUAAGAGGAAGUCAGGGUAGUGGUGUCAGGAAGCUCAAAACAAACAUGAGAGGAUGGUGCAGAUGAGAGAUGCAGACGUUCUAGAAGGUAGUCAGCGACUCAUAGAUGAUGAGAUCUAUUCUUAGGUUCUUGGAAAUCGAUCAGGUGGUUAUGUCAAAGGUCUUGGGGAUGGAUACAUAGCCACAACAUUAGCAUCAUCAGAUCAUUUUGUAUGUCGUGCUGAGAUUGAGGAGUUGCGUCAAGAGGCAGCAAUCGUGAAGAUAAUAUCACGCAACAGCUGCAGGAGAUAGUCCAGAGUAACCACGUCAUGUCACAGCAACUUGAAGCCUUGAUGCGUUGGAAAGCAGAGAUUGAUGAAAUGCUCCACCAACAUCAAGUAGAUGCUGUGGGUGACUCUUCCUCUCCUCAUAGAUGUGGAGCUAUGGAGCACUGGUAUGCGUUUUUUAAAUAAUGCAUUGACCAAAAAUAAUAAUUAUAAUUCAAACAUAAGGCUUCAUCGUAGCUUGUACAUGACAAUAUCAAAUUGAGGCAUUAGAUUUGGCAUUGUAUUAAGUUUUGAAGAGCAUCUAAUACAUCCUUAUGUAAAACUGAAAGCAAACUUUCUAAAUUCCAUUUUGACGAGAAAUAAUACUAAAUGACCUUUAUAGGCUAA
Molecule: messenger RNA, 1278 nt
Organism: Malania oleifera
Lineage: Eukaryota; Viridiplantae; Streptophyta; Magnoliopsida; Santalales; Ximeniaceae
Product: UPF0235 protein At5g63440-like
Exons: 6
Coding region: 86-433 (115 amino acids)
Source: RefSeq, a predicted model, not a curated record